AUGUUCCUACAAUGUCCUUCUGUGGUGCGAGGCUCUAAACACUUUUCUCAGCACAUGAGCGAUUUCAGUUCUGGAAGCCAUCAGAACACGGACAAUUUCAGCGAUCUCUGGUUGGAGUCCAAUACUAGUCAGGAUUCGUACUUCGGUCAAUCUAGUCGACUAAAACUUGCCCUUCUGGAUUACAAGCAGUUCAACGCUGCAAGGACUAUUCAGAGUCAUGUGAGGGGAUUCUUGGCCAGAAGGAAUCGUAAAAGGCAGAUCGAUGCUGCCACCACCAUUAGCAAGUGGUGGCGUGGCUUCUGGGUGCGCCACUCAAAGUUCUCCUUUAUGCAGCAGCUGUUACAGCAGAGGAUCAUCCAGUAUCACCACGAUAUGGCCACCAAGAUCCAGGCGCUGUUCCGCGGAUGGAUGACUCGCCAGUACUUCCAGGACUUCCAGGGCAUGAAGUCGCUCCGAAUACAGUAUGUGGAAGAUAUGCUCAGUUCGCUUUACAGAAAGGUCCACAGAAUGCGCAAGGAGCAUAUGCUACCAGGCAUUUAUGCAUUAAGGGAAUCUGACUUACUAAGUAAGAUCGAGGACCUUUCUAGUACCUUUGGCUAUCGCUUUCAUAACGGCCGUGUGCGAGCAGCCAUUGCCAUGAAGCGAUCCUUCAUAAACGACCGGCGACAUGAGUUCCGAAAGGGAAAUACUUAUUCCAAAGUGCCUUAUCCGGGACCCUAUAUAGAAAACAUAAACGACUUAGAGUUUACCUUGCCAAAGCGAUUGACACCGCGUUUGCAGCGUACGAUUCUGGUAUAUGACAAGGCAAUGAGGGAUAAGAAUGUGGAGAAGGUGUAUAUGAACUAUUCAACAAAACGUCGUAUGAGCAUGCAUGUCAUGCGAGAGAAUAUGCGAAAUCGUUUUUGCAAAGAUUUUGUAAAGCGUUUGGCAAAAAGGAACAAGACACGAAAUGCACAGGAUCGUAAUAUUAAAUUCUAUCUUGAUGAUCUUCUAACGACCGCUGAUGAAUAUAAUUGUUUUUGCAAGCCCCAGGUAAAAGACGAUAGCUUGUGCCAAUAGGUUGUCUCAGUAAUUAACUUUCCAUAAGACACUGAGUGCUGGGAAAAUCUAUUUUCACAUUCGAUCUGUUUUACAUUAUGGGCUCUUCAAAUUGUGAACCUGUAUUGAAAAUAGUUGAUGCAUUAGCAUGCAAAAUAAAUUAAAGUUACAUACGAGUAUGAAAAACUA
Drosophila mauritiana is the source of this 1227-nucleotide messenger RNA. RefSeq lists its product as uncharacterized. Gene Ontology annotation, cellular component: spindle pole. Gene Ontology annotation, molecular function: protein binding. Gene Ontology annotation, biological process: establishment of meiotic spindle localization; spindle organization; mitotic cell cycle. The coding region runs from base 1 to 1059 and encodes 352 amino acids. The transcript has 3 exons. Lineage: Eukaryota; Metazoa; Arthropoda; Insecta; Diptera; Drosophilidae. The record is from RefSeq and is a predicted model, not a curated record.